AUGAGGAUGACAGAAGUUAGCAAUCGGGGAAAAAGGGUAGCUGGUGCAGGUAGUGCUAGUGUCAAUUCCUCAAAGAGGCAAAAGCAAAAGGGACCGAUUGAUUUAUAUUUCACUCUCAGACCGAAAGUUGUGGUGCAAAAAAGAAAGGAUGGGGGAAAACAGACAACCAUGAAUGAUGCAUGCAAGAAAGAGUUGAGAGGAAGAGCGUGUGCUGCUUUUGCAAGGUGGAUGUAUGAUGCAGGAAUUGCAUUCAAUGCUGUUAAGUAUGAUAGCUUUGCCGAGGUUGUUGAAGCAAUUGGACAAUAUGGUCUUGCCAUGAAACCAGCUAGUUAUCAUGAGGUGAGAGUAUCUUUGCUUAGAAAGGAAUUGGAUAAUACCAAUGCUUUGAUAAAUGACCAUAGAGAGGAGUGGUCAAAAUUUGGAUGCUCAUUAAUGGCAGAUGGGUGGACAGACAAGAGAGGGAGAACGUUGUUUAAUUUCCUAUUAAAUAGUCCAAGGGGAACCAUGUUUAUUGAAUCGAUAGAUACUUCUUCUUUUUCAAAGGAUGGUGAAAAGAUAUUUGACUUACUUAAUAAAUUUGUGAACCGCAUUGGAGUAGCAAAUGUCGUCCAAGUCAUCACAGAUAGUGAAUUAAGCAAUAAGGAGGAUGUUAGAGAAAGAACACCCACAUUUGUAUUGGAAGACAUUGGGAAAAUACCGUCCAUCUCUAGAACAAUACAGAGGGCAGUGGAGUUAAAUAGUUAUAUUUAUAUGCGUCCAAAGUUGUUGAACAUUAUGAGGAACUUUACUCACAAAAAGGAGUUGCUUAGGCCCACUAAGACUCGAUUUGCUACAUGUUUCAUCACAUUAUCAAGUAUUCACAAGCAAAAGAAUAACUUGAGAAAGAUGUUUACUUCAGAAGAAUGGAGUCGUAAUAAAUGGGCGAAAGAGGAAGCCGGUAAAAGAGUUGUUUCUUAUGUUUUGAUGCCUUCCUUUUGGAACAACAUUGUCUUUAGCCUUAAGGUUUCCGGUCCUCAUAUUCUGGUUUUUAGAUUAGUUGAUGGCGAGAGAAAGCCUCCCAUGGGAUACAUUUAUGCGGUUAUGGAUAGGGAUAAAGAAGCCAUUGCAAAAUCAUUUGGGGAAGGUUUGUAUGCAUGCAUUGCAAGGUUAGUCCCAGAUGUCAAAAACCAAGACAAAAUUACUAAGGAGCUGUCCUUAUAUUCUAAAGCUGAGGGCCUCUUUGGUAAUCCCUUUGCUAUUAGACAGAGAAGUACACGAGGACCAGCUAAUUGGUGGGAAGCUUAUGGCAAGUCAACAAAACUUCUCCAAAAGUUUGCUAUAAAGGUUUUAAGCCUCACUUGCAGUUCUUCUAGUUGUGAACGAAAUUGGUUUGAGCAUCUUCAUAAUAAGAAAAGAAAUAAGCUCGCUCAAACAACUUUGAAUGAUUUAGUGUUCAUCAAAUAUAAUAGAGCAUUGAGGCGUCGAUAUAAUAUGUGUAACACUCUUGAUCCCAUUUUACUCGAUGACAUUGAUGAGAGCAACGAGUGGUUGACGAGGAGGAUGGAUGAUUCUGAUGCAGAACAUGAUCUAGUCUUUGAAGAUGAUUCCUUGACAUGGGGUGAUGUUGCUAGUUUUGCUAGUAUUAGAGAGAAUAGCAGGCCGCAACGGUCUACUAGAUCAAAAUCUAGUUCUAGUUCACGAUUAACAACAAAGGGAGCAGGAAGUUCUUCAGUUCGACUUGUGGAUGAGGAUGAGGAUGAUUCAGAUGAGAUAGAAGAGGAUCCUGAGAAUUAUAAAUCAUUUAGUGACGAUCAAAAUGAUGUUAUGCUUAUUGAUAACGAGGAUGAUAUUUAG
Messenger RNA from Cornus florida, 1833 nucleotides. RefSeq lists its product as uncharacterized. Gene Ontology annotation, molecular function: protein dimerization activity. The transcript is spliced from 5 exons. Bases 1 to 1833 code for a protein of 610 amino acids. Lineage: Eukaryota; Viridiplantae; Streptophyta; Magnoliopsida; Cornales; Cornaceae. The record is from RefSeq and is a predicted model, not a curated record.